CUGUGGGAAGGUCCCGAUUUGUGCGGGGGAGCGGCGGGUGCGCGGCACAACCGGGGGGGUCUGCUCGGCACCCACCGGCACCGGCACCGGCACCGGCACCGGCACCGGCACCGAACAGCACCGCCACCGCCAGCGCACGGCACCGGCUCUACCUCAACGCCUCCUGCCGCCCCGACACCGCCACCACCGGUUUGAUCUUGACGGCUCUGUCAGGAGCCCUCCACAGCUCCCUGGGCACCACCAUGGGGCUGACUCUGCCACUGUAGCCCACCCAUGCUCCACAGUACAGCAUGGACCCCCUUGGCACCAGUGAGGGGUUCAAGGCCACCCCACGCUCCCUGGCUCAGGCCUUUGCACUGAAGCCAAGUGAAGAAUCUCACAAUUGCACUACACACCACUUAACUUUGAUUCCUCUGGCAGCAAAGCGGCUCCGCCACCAACAAGACCUCGAGGGCUGUUUUUCCCCUCCCUGCACAUCACUCCCAUUUCUGUGCCUGGAAUCUGGUGCCCAGCAGAAGCUCUAACUCACUGUCCAUCCCACUGGACCACUCCCCACCAUGUUUCAGCGUCUCACCAGCCUCUUCUUCAGUGACAGCAAUGCGCCAGAGGGCCUAGAGGAGCCCAAACCCUUUGUCGAGGAGGAAGAGGAGGAGGAUGGCUGGCUCGUAAUUGAUCUUGCAGGCAGCCGUGCCCGCCCCGGCCCAGCCCGGCGAGGGGGUGCUGGCGGUACCGGGCGCUCGGCGCGGCCCCGCCCGACGCCCCCUGGUCCGCCACCGCCACCAGCCGCUUCCCCGGCUCCGGCCGGUCCCUGCUUGAUGGACGAGAGUUGGUUUGUCACCCCUCCCCCCUGUUUUACUGCAGAGGAGCCCGGCCCUGACGGCGUGGGGAGCAGCCCCAUGGAGGACCUGCUCAUCGAGCACCCCAGCAUGUCCGUCUACGUCACCAGCACCCUCGAGGUGGAUGGGGAGGGCCCCGAGGACGAUGCUGCCGGGGAGGUGCUGGAGCCGCGGCUGGAGCGGCACAUGGUGCACCACGGCCGGUCCCUGGCGGUGAAGGCGGCCAUCCUGGACAAGGUGGGGCAGGCGCAGAGGGUGCAGCGGGCCAAGCAACUGGCAGAGCGGCACCGGCUGGGCCAGAAGGCACUGCAGCGGCAGAACCGCGCCCGGCAGCGCCCGCCCCGCCGCACCAAGCAGCUCCCUGGGGCCUUUGUGCACCAGCCCUGCCAGCGCCACUGCAACUACUGACCUCGCCGGGACGGCUGUGCUGCCGCUGCCCCGCCGAGGGGGCCCUCACCCCCUGACACCGGCCUCCGGGAGUGCCGGCCCCCACGGACACCGGUGACACCGGCUGCGGUUCCACUCCACGCCCCCCACUCCCGCUAGCCUGGCCCACACUCCUCAUCUUCCUCCACCCGCCCUCACUGCUCCCCUCACCCCUCGUCUUCGAUGCCAGCUGGGCCAGCAACCUCUGGAGCUGCCGGCAUGGAGGGCCAUGCUGACCCCCCCACCCUCACAGCCUCGCCAGCCUUCACACAGGAAAUCGGUAUUCCCUGGGAAAUCACCUGUUCCCGAAAUCCAUGGCGAAGCCUGUUUGUCCUGACAAGCCUGUGACAACAGUGCCUUUCCUCACUGCAUCAUGACUCCACGUACAGCCAGGCUGGGAUGUCACAGAGACACCGAGCAAAGGCGAAAAGAGAAACAAAGCCACGAGAUCUGGGAUUUUUAGGAAUAUCUCAUCAAUGACACUAAGUAAUGCUUCCGCCCUGCACAACCAGCAAAUACUCCCCUCCCUCCUUGACUUCUUAGUUACGUUGUUACCAUGAUAAACCCCCACUGCAGGUCCUUAAGGGGCUCGUGGUGAGAAGCACUCGUGGAACCUUUGUGGCCGGGUCAGCCAGGUGGCUCCUGAUGCGUCACGGUGUUUUUUUUAAAUCAACCUUAAAAGCAAUCUCAGGAAUCAAAGCACCAUCCCAGCGCCGUGCCGGAGCCCUUGGCCACUGUGCUGGGAGGGGUGGCCAGCCCAGGGCAGUGGUGGCAUCACCGUGGCUGGUGACCCCACCCCUUCCUCCUGGAGCCACUCGCCUGCCCCAGCCACACCUCUUUCCCUACAGAUGCGCCUGUAUAUGUGUGUGUAUAUAUUUCCCUCCAUACCUUUAUACUUGGAAAAGGCACUGUUAAGCCAAGGAGCAUCGGCUGCCUGGUGGCAAUCCCUGGGAGGGGAGCAGAGGCAGGGAUCUGCACAGCUUCCCUGAGGUGGCAAAAGCAUGUCGAUGGUGGUGGUGAAGAGAUGCUGAAGAAGAGGCCAGAGGGAAGAGGCCGAAGUAAGGACAAAGAUGGGUCUAGGAGUGGCUGCAAAGGGUCAGGAUGGGGCAGGCCUGAGUGAGAGGAUUGCUGUAACAGGAGCUGUAACAGGAGCAUCUUCUUUCCCGAUCCCUGCUAAAAAUUGCAUCCUUUCCCAUCAAGGGCCAAAUCCCAUUGUAGAAUACGUUGAUUUUUAAUGCAAGUCCCUCUCCUCCCUGUGACAGAUUCAUUCUGCCUUUGGAAGAACAUGGUCUAGACUUUUCACUGGCUCCAGCACCAGCUGAGAUGGCUCUAAACCCAGCAGAAAUUUGCUGAUCGCCCCCAGCUCCCUCCCUUUAGGGACAGGUUUUGCACCUUCUGCCCUGGGAAAGUAUCCGGCUUGUGGCCAGCUCACAGCCUGAAUUCCUACCCUCUGAAAAAAGAUAAACCCUUACAACCCCCCAAAAAAUUCUGAUUUCACAGGAGUUUCUUCCAUUCACCAUGUUACAUCCCUUAAUAUUAGCCGGGGACCUCAGCUGAAGGAAUUGUGGUGAGCCCAACUUCAGACAGCUGGUAGUUUUUAAUUCUUUUAAAGAGAUUAAAAACAAACUGGUCCAGGCUCUGGGUUGGGGAGCCUGGCCCGCAGGAGCCGGAUGCUGCUGCUCACCUGCAGCGUUUCUCCUCCACUCCAAUGAUGUAGUGUUCUUAAAAGCACAGAGCUGGGGAAGUCAGUGUUACCCCCUGCCCUUGGCAUUGUCCCACACUCCUUGGGCCUCCUGGCAACCUCUGUCCCUUGCUGAGCCUGAGACCACACUGGAGAUCGCCCUGUCCCGCCUCUAGUAUCUUCUUGGUGAAGACACUGACUGGAGGGAAACGUUUACCCCCUUUGGCUUCCUGGGCUUCACACUAAAUGCCUUUUCUUCCCCCUGAAGUGAUGCCUGGUGUGAACCAGGAGCAUGGCAUGUGCAGGGACUCUGGCAAAGGUGCUUGUGAUGACAAGCAGGGGCUGAGCCCGAGUUCCCGGAUGUCCGAUGACGUGCUGCCUUCCCUGUCCCACUCUUCCCAUGUUGCUGGAUGAUCUGCUCUGUGGCCACCAGGCAGAACCAUUGGAGGAAUCAUUUUCUCUCCAGCCCAAAUACACAUCAAGAAGUGGAGAAGCCACACAGUGUCCUGCCCCCCAGCCCAUUCUCCACUGCAAAUUCUCCUCCUGCACAUCCAAGUCGCCGCCAGUCCCUCCAGAGCACUCCAGAAAUCAGAGGCUGGUUGCGACCCCAUUACCCUCCACAGCUCCCAAAGGAACAGGCAGCAGUGAGCUCAGGGCAGAUCCUGCCCUGUCUCACCUACCAGGCUUUCCUGUGCCCACUGGUCUGCAUGGCAAUGGUACCCCAGGAGAAAUCCCUCAUCAAAAUCCUCCUCUGUGUCCUGCUCAUCUGUUGUGAACCAGAACCUCUUGGCCAUGUUCCUGGGGAGCUUGGGGCAGCCAUGGCACUGAGACUGACACCCAGCCCCCAGCUCCCAGCCCCCAGGCACCCAUUUCCAACAGGUGAUGCUGGUUCUCAGAAACGAAUGCAAACUGUUCUUUUCCUUUCUUCUUUCCAUGCCAGUCUGAGGUGUCUUUCCUCAUGCUGUGCCCAGCAAGCACAGGACAUGAAGCAGAACUAUUAUCACACUUUAUAUCCAGAGUAUGUUUAUAAAGGAUUAAUAAAUUAUUAAUGUUUUCAUGAAGAGGUUAAACCAGAGUCCAAGCAGGUUAGCAGAGUGCAUGUACCACAGCAAACCUCUGCUCCUGCAACCCCCCUCUGUUGUUUGCACACUUGUUGUGUAUUAACACCUAACACUCACCUGCCAACCCCCUGCAAGGCGACUGUCACCCCCUAGUGUGACCCACCCUCCCUGUGCUGUGGCAAAAGGGUGUUCAACCUGUGCUCUUGCCCAGCAGUAAGACCUCCUGCCCAUUGUUGCCAGAACAAGAAAAUUCCUUUUCAUUGAGGUUAUUUGUCUCCUCGAACCUUAAAACAAAUGAAAGGUGCUUAAAAACUGAGAACUUUGGUGUGUGCACCUGUGUGCAUGUGUAGAUACUUCACAGCCUGGUGUGGGUGUUCAGUAUGUGGGGUUGAGGUUUUUAGGGGUUUGUUGGUUGGGGUUUUUUUUGCACCCAGUGUUGUGAUGAGUUGGGUGGUGCUCCUGAUGGGAAGGUGCUCACAGGGAGCCCUUGGGCUGGUCCUGCUGGGACAACUGGGAUGAUUUUGCUUUCUUUUCUUUACUUUUGUAGGGGGAAACUACAGCAUGGACUCAGGGACAAACCAAUCUGCUGGGGUCUUUAAAAAUGUCUUUUUUCCAGGCUUCUCUGCUAGGAUGUGGGGUUUGGUUUGGUCUGUGAGGGAUGUUGCAGGGAUGGGGCCUGUGGCAGAACAUGGUGGUGAGAGGCUGCCCAGGCUGUGUUGGAGGAGCUGCAGGGUUUGGUGCUCUGACAUUCCGGUGUGGAAAAGGAGCUGUGGCCCCUCAUGGUGGGGCCAUUCUUGGGCAGCAGCCCCUCUUGUUUGUUCAUCUCCUGAGAAUUCACCUUAUAGUUGCUAGAAUGUGGCUUGUCCCUUUUUGGACUUUUCUGUGAACAACCAGGUACAGAUUUUCAGCACUGAGCCUCCAAGGAUUUGGGAAGUGCAUCAGAGCUGGACGUUCUGGCCUGACUCCUACGACAUCACUGGGAUCAGGAGACAGCCAGGAUGGGGGAAGCCAUUGGAACAAUCACCUGGAAAAAUGGUGAUGUAGGUGACAGGUGGAUUUGAGGGAAGAAAUUUUUGUAUUUCUUGCACUGAAAGCAUAAAAAAAGGAAGAAUUCCUGGUGGAGAGGCCUGGGCAAAUCUCUGUUCAGUAAAUGCCAGCUUUUCUGGGCAGCAUGGCAGUGCUGGGGUUCAGACAGGUGAGAUGAGUCCAGCCACAGCAGCAGCUUUGCAGCCCUGUUCUGGAAUUGCAGUGUGGAAUGGGCACAGACGGGCAGCUGGGAGGGCAGUGCUGUCAGUGCUGGCUGGAGCUUGUGGAGGCAGCACACCCUCUACAGUGGGAAGGAUCUUUCCACCACCAUUGAAGCCCCCAUGGUGUAGGAAUCUUCUCCAAGCAAGAUUUGCAUCUCAGCUGAGUUGUUUUGGUCCGGCUGCCCUGGUACUUGUGUGAUGGAUGAACCCGAUGUGUGGCGAGGCUCCCCCAGCCAGCAGGACAGGAGUGGGAGGGGUGGCCCUCCUGCAGAAGUGCCGGCUCUUGAGAUGUGUCAGGACACCCCCGUGCCCCCCACCUUCCCAUAGCUGUGCUUCCUGCACCGGUCAAGGCCAGGCUGGAGGCCACGGCACAUGCAGGACACUCACUGGUAGCCACAACAAAGUCCUCACCCCGGAUUUUGGCUGUUGCUUGUGCUACAAGGCUGGGGGGGGCUGCUAAGGGAGUAGCAGCAGAAGCCUUCCUCAUCUGUGUGAGUGCUGCAAUCUGCACUCACAAAUCUGCAUUCCAAAAACCUCUGCUGCAAAAGCUUCGUCUGGGAGGAAAACAAUUCUUUUCAUGGGAGUCGGCGUUUCUUUCUCAUCAUGGAUAACAUAGAUGCAUGGCUCAUCCCAAAGACUGCUGUGGGAAUUUUCUCUCUUUAGGCAUGUUUCUAAUCAAUAAUUUUACAUCAUACCGAUACCUUUUCCUCUUCCAUCCAACCCCAUUGGGGAGAAAAAUACCCACUUAGAUGUCUUAUCAUACCAGUCAGAACAAAAAAAAAUAUGAAAAAAACCUACAGCGAGGUUAUAAGCUUGACUCCCACAGCUUUGCAGUCACUCCUGUGGAGGACCAGUAUAAAUUCCAGUGCCCUGCAUAAAGUGGAAAGUAAAUGUCAUGUGAAUUUAUUGAAAAACAAUUGAGUCGCCAGAGAUUACACAUCUAAUAAUUAGGAAACGGACAGUAAGAAGUGAUAGGUCACCUCAAGCCAAGCAAGAUGGUUUUCAGCAUCUGCCAGAAGGCAACACUGAGCCCCGCUGGCCUGGGAAUGGAUGGUGACGGUCCCUGAGUGUCCAGGUAAAAAUGAGAAUCCAUCUGUGUCCAGCUGGUGCCACGGGGACUCUCGAGCCACCAGAGAUUGUCAGCCACCACCAUUCCCACAAGCGACUUGGAUAUGCCUCAAGUUUGCUGCUCCUUUGCUGUCUGCACUCAGAAAUGCUGGUGGCAGGAGGGAUGUGCAGGCACCCCACAAUUGUCCCCAAGUUCUCAGAGCUUCCCACCAAGUCCUUCUCCACCACAGGACUGUGUCUGGUGACCUCCUUAGCACAGCUGCUCACAGGGACUGGAAUCUGAGGACAGACAUCCACAGCACUGGCAGCCUCUCCAUCCCGGGGAUCUGCCAUGGUCAGACCCACCUAUCAGACCUUCUGGGGGCAUUAAGAGGCCUUAGUUGGGGCUGAUCCCUUUAGGGUUUGUCUUCUUUAGGGUGGAGCUUUCUAUUUCUGCCUGUUUCUCUCAGAUAUGCUCAAUACAAAGUCAGUAAUUUCCCAUCAUCCUCACGGGCUCCAUCCUCAUCCCAUUCUCAUGAUCGGAGUGGCUGCCACAGGUCGCCUGAAUGUGGCUGUAGGAAGAAGCUGAAUGCAGCAGUGGGAGAGGCUCUGCCUGGCUGGCAAGUCCCUCCUUUGGUGAGAGGUGUCCUCAAACCUGUCAGAGAUGCCACUUUCUCCUCCACUUGUCUCCAGGACCCCAGUGGUGGGAGCACUUAGCAGCCGUGGGCUCUGGACAGCCGGACAUAGCUUGGGCAGGAGGUCUCCCCCUUCCCUGCCGUCCAUCGAUGUGUCUUCCACCAGCUUUUCUUUUUGCUUCUUAAAAGAGUCUGUGUCAUUAACUAAACCCACAACUUUCCUUAAAGGGAUGAGGAUGAUGAGGAUGAGCAGCUCCAUUUAAUAGCAAAGAUGGCUCUUACAUGUGAUUCUCUUUUCAAUUCUUCUGUGCAGAGCGGUGACACCCAGGCGUGUCUCCCGUACAGUCAUUCAGAGCCUCCUGGGCUGCCAAGGGGGUUGCUUUCCCAGCCCCAGAGAUACAGGUAUGUGACCCCAUGUCCCAGAGCAUGAAAGCUGCUGCAAAGCUUUGGUUCUGUUACAGUUAAACCUGAAAAUCCUUCUGCCUUCCACUCUGAUCCUAUUUCAUUACCUGUACGUGGGGAAGAUUUUAUUCCUUGCAAAUGGAGGGGGAAACAGCACAGUAAGUUCUAAGUGUAACAUAAAAAUGGGUUGCACAGGGAGCCCAAAAUUCCUCUGCUCUUUCACAUUCACCUCAUGUUUCCUUGUUGGGGAAGCUGGGAGCAGCUGUGCCCAAAUCUCACCGAAAUCUUAUCCUCAGCCUUAUGCUUCAGGAAGUCGAGGGAUGAGGGGACAGCACAAGGUCUAACAGUAAACUAGUAAAAUUUUCUCUUGUAUCAGAACUGUUCUUGUACAGAGCCACCGAGCACUGCAAUAUUCUGUCUGUAUGUAUCAACCCCAAGUAUUCUGCUUGUAAAACUCAUCCCUGCACAUUAUCCAUCCCUAUGCUGGACUGAGUGUACAUGUGCCUUCACCCUUUUUCAUGGUUUGUCAUCUUUUUUUAACACAAUUACAGAACUUGAAUAAAUCACUGAACUGCAGUUACAAGUCCUAUGCAAGAGGUGACUGGGGAGUCAGUUUUUGAUAUUUCUGUGUUUCUGUGUUGUUUUUAAAGUUGCCGUGAAGACUUUUCAGAGAAGCUCAACAGAAUGAUUACUCCCAAAAACAUUUAGAUUAUUUUUUUUUUUUUAGCUAAAAAGCAUUUAGCAUUUUGGAUGCUAAAUCUUUUAGCAGCUUUGAAAAGCUCAGCCUAAACCCCAGUUCCUCACUGAGCCAUGCAUGGAGAGCAAGAGCAGUAGCAGCAGGAAGGACGAGCACCAGAACAGCCGGCAUGUUUCACAGCCGGUGUUUCCUCUCAAGAGAAAGGUUGGAAAAGGUUGCCUUAAGCCUUCCCUAAAAUGCAUCAGAGAAUGUUCCCAUCCCCAGCCGCCCUGCGCCCACUGCCAGCCUGGGGCAGAGCGGGCACGUGGCCAUCAAGCAGCUCUCCAUCACCAGGCUCUGCUGAAUGCCUUAACUGGGGCCCAGCUGCCACUCUGGACCUUGGAGAAGAGGCAAAAACAAGGUCCACAUUUUUCUACAUCACCUAUGCUGUAGGACUGAAACCUCGUCCGAAACUCAAAGCUAACAAAAUCUGCCCUUUUCGUGUGUUAUGUGUUCAGUCGGUGUGAGCAAGGUUAGUAGGGAAAGGGCGUCUCCUCCUCAUAGGACACUGUGUAAACAUUUGCUGUGUGUCAACAGAGUGAAGGACACGACUGCCUGGGAUACGUUGUGUAGUGUGCCUGUGUGUAUGUAACCUGGUUUUGGUUGUUAGGUUGUAAUGCUGUCUCUUGACUGAGAAAAGAAAUCUAAUAUAAAGAAAAAUCACAAGAAAUAAUAAAAAAAAUCUAUUUAAACUCUA
Corapipo altera (White-ruffed manakin) is the source of this 8768-nucleotide messenger RNA. It is a transcript of the gene TP53INP2, whose product is annotated as tumor protein p53 inducible nuclear protein 2. The record is from RefSeq and is a predicted model, not a curated record. Gene Ontology annotation, cellular component: autophagosome; nucleus. NCBI's taxonomy places the organism in Eukaryota, Metazoa, Chordata, Aves, Passeriformes, Pipridae. Gene Ontology annotation, biological process: autophagosome assembly; positive regulation of DNA-templated transcription. The transcript has 5 exons. Bases 558 to 1244 code for a protein of 228 amino acids.